AGCUGUGUGUCUAUGAAGAGUGACCGGUCCAUGGCGGAACCUCUGAUUCAGCGAGGACGGGAGGGACCCAGCGUGUGUCUAUGAAGAGUGACCGAUCCAUGGUGGAACCUCUUGGAUUCAGAUUCUGCAGAGGAGGAGGAAGAGAAGCCAGCUGGGUGUCGAUGAAGAGUGACCGGUCCAUGGCGGAACCUCUUGGAUUCAGCACAGGACGAGGAGGAAAACCCAGCUGUGUGUCGAUGAAGAGUGACCGGUCCAUGGCGGAACCUCUUGGAUUCAGCAGAGGACGAGGAAGAAAACCCAGCUGUGUGUCGAUGAAGAGUGACCGGUCCAUGGCGGAACCUCUUGGAUUCAGCAGAGGACGAGGAGGAAAACCCAGCUGGGUGUCUAUGAAGAGUGACCGGUCCAUGGCGGAACCUCUUGGAUUCAGGAGAGGACGAAGAGGAGAACCUAGCCGUGUGUCUAUGAACCCAGAGCUGAACUCACUGCAGAUAAACACUCAGGUGGAGGAAACUGAAGACCUGCAUCAGGAUUCUUACCAACCAGUGAACGACGUCCUGAACAGAGUCUUAGAGACACACAAAACCAGCAUGAAGAACAAGUACGAGAGCUUAUUUGAGGGAAUCAGAACAGAAGAGAAUAAAACCCUCCUGAACAGGAUUUACACACAGCUCUACAUCAUAGAGGGAGAGAGUGAAGGAGUGAAUAAAGAACAUGAGGUUCUACAGAUGGACAAAACAUCCAGGAAACACCUACAAGACAUUUCAAUCGACUGCUUAGACAUCUUUAAACAUGUAGAAGGUUCAAAAGGAGAAACGGAUCAAAAAAAGAUCGAAGCUGUUCUGACUAAAGGAAUCGCUGGAAUUGGAAAAACUGUCUCUGUGCAGAAGUUCAUUCUGGACUGGGCUGAAGGAAAAGCCAAUCAGGAUGUAGAGCUCAUGUUUGUGCUUCCGUUCCGGGAGCUGAACCUGAUUAAAGAUGGUCAAUACAGUCUUCAUGGACUUCUGUGUGGUUUCCAUCCUGAGCUCAAAGAUCUGGACCCAGAGAUUUAUGAUCAGAUCAAAGCUGUGUUUAUAUUUGAUGGUCUGGAUGAAAGCAGAAUUCCACUGGACUUUGAACAGUGUGAGAAAGUAUCUGACAUCACCAUGACAUCAUCAGUGGGUGUGUUGAUGACAAACCUCAUCAAAGGAGAGCUGCUUCCCUCUGCUCUGAUCUGGAUCACCUCCCGACCAGCAGCAGCCAAUCAGAUCCCUCCUAAAUACAUCAACCGUGUGACAGAGAUUCAGGGAUUCAGUGACCCACAGAAGGAGGAGUACUUCAGGAAGAGGAUCAGUGAUGAAGACCAAGCCCAGAGAAUCAUCUCCCACAUUAAGACAGCGAGGAGCCUCCACAUCAUGUGCCACAUUCCAGUCUUCUGCUGGAUCUCAGCCACUGUUCUUCAGAGAAUCAUGAAACAGCCUCAUACAGAAAUCCCUAAAACUCUCACUGAAAUGUACUCACACUUCCUGAUCACUCAGACCAACAUGAAGAACGAGAAGUAUGAGGAGAAACAUGAGAGAGACCAAAGAAACCUGCUGGAGUCCAACAGAAUCAUGUUUCUAAAAAUGGCUAAACUGGCUUUCACACAGCUGAUGAAGGGCAAUGUGAUGUUCUAUGAAGAGGACCUGAGAGAGAACGGCAUUGAUGUCACUGAUGCCUCAGUGUAUUCUGGGAUUUUCACUGAGAUCUUUAGGAAGGAGGAAUGUGUGCUUUUCCAGAAGAAGGUCUACAGCUUUGUUCAUCUGAGCUUUCAGGAGUUCCUGGCUGCUGUUUAUGUGAUUCACUGCUAUGAGUGCAAAAUCAUGAAGGAACUGCAGUGUUUUAAACCACAGUACAGUGAGUGGUCUGAGAAUGUUCCACUGGAUGAUCUGCUGGAAGGAGCAGUGAAUAAAGCCUUAAAGAGUCAGAAUGGACACCUAGAUCUUUUCCUCCGUUUCCUGCUGGGAAUCUUGCUGGAGUCCAAUCAGAAACUCCUACAGGGUCUACUGACACAGAUACAGAGACAACCAGAGAGAAUUAAAGAGCACAUCAAGAACAUAAUAACAAAUACAGAUGAAGAUGAAGAAGAUGAACAAGAUCACAUCUCAGCUGAGAGAUCCAUUAAUCUGUUCUUCUGUCUGUCUGAAAUGAAUGACCAGACUCUCUUCAGACAGAUUCAGGAGUAUCUAAAAUCAGAGAGACACUCAGAGGAGAAACUCUCUCCUGCACAGUGUUCAGCAGUAGCCUAUAUGAUCCUGAACUCAGAGGAGGUUCUGGAUGAGCUGGACCUGAAGAAAUACACAUCAUCAGAGGAGGGUUAUAGGAGACUGAUCCCAGCUGUGACCGUCUGCAGAAAAGCCCUUCUUAGCCAUCAAGCCCAGGAGGAGAAGAGCUGAUUAAACUGUUCUUUCACUCCAUAAAGAGCUGCAACGUCACGAACAGACAGACCUGCUGAUGAGUAACUCUCGAUGGCUCCACAGGCCGGAUGUGAGAAGGGCGUCCGAAUGUCUGAGUUUGAUCUGAAUUCUGCAGAAAAAGCCGAUUAUUCGCCUCCUCUAAAGCUCUGAACACUAUGGGGUCGACAUCUGAAUCAGCCGAGGCAGCUAAAUGGAGCCGACUGUCCCCACAGCCUCCACACGAACCAGUAAACAACCCAGACCUGCAUUUUCAGCCAGACCAGCCGAGACUCUCAGAUCUCUGACUGUCUGCUGCUGUAAGAAGCCGUUACUGUACUGUCUGGUCCUUAGUUACCGCUGAGAGAGCAAGACAUGAACAAUCCAUCUACAGAGUCUGACAUCGAUCAACCGAUAGGAAUGUUGAGACGCUGUGACAUCAUUGGCUGACAGCCCCUUUAUUAGCAUAAGGAC
This is a messenger RNA of Colossoma macropomum (tambaqui), 2882 nucleotides long. RefSeq names its product NLR family CARD domain-containing protein 3-like. NCBI's taxonomy places the organism in Eukaryota, Metazoa, Chordata, Actinopteri, Characiformes, Serrasalmidae. The record is from RefSeq and is a predicted model, not a curated record. The coding region runs from base 81 to 2411 and encodes 776 amino acids. The transcript has 3 exons.